Molecule: messenger RNA, 1486 nt
Organism: Dermacentor albipictus
Lineage: Eukaryota; Metazoa; Arthropoda; Arachnida; Ixodida; Ixodidae
Biological process (GO): epithelial cilium movement involved in determination of left/right asymmetry
Cellular component (GO): centrosome; ciliary basal body
Molecular function (GO): protein binding
Source: RefSeq, a predicted model, not a curated record
CUUUGUGUAACAUGGCGGCGUUCAUAAGAGAGCUCGCUUUUCAAACUACUGGAUGCUUUCGUCCUUGUUUGUCGUAUUUCAUUUGGGUCUGCUCUUGUGAAGGCAGGGUUUGUUUUGCUUCAUAGCUCGCUCGUCAGGACACUAUGGACGCGAAGAAAGAGCUAGAUGGGCUAACUUUUAAGGAGAUGAGAUUCAAGAUGUGCCGCUUCCUCGAAGAGCAAGGGAUCGUCAAUGACCUUCGUGCGCGACUGCGCUACAAAUUUGUGGAGGCGCUCAAGAUAACUACACAAAGCGCCAAGUGUUCAUCGCAAACUCUUCUCCAUCAGGUGGUCCUGUGGCUGAUCCAGGACUACCUGUCCAGCCAGGGCUACGAGUACGCGCUGUGCACGCUCGCUUGCGAGUCUGGCGUCGGCCGGGAGCCCUUCUCGGCACGCGACGUCGAGGAGUUGCUGCGCGUGGCCCCGCAGCGUGACGGGCCGUGCCUGCUGCAGCGGAUCGUGUCGCGCAUGAUGAGCCACCGGCCGGAGGCCGCCUCGGCGCAGACGUCGGUCGCACAGGUGCCUGAGGCAAGCCAGGUGCAGGCCGAGCUGGAGAGGCUCAAGGGCUCCAUGGCCGAAGCAGAGCAGAGGCUGCUUGCUGUCCAGCGGCAGCUGCAGAGUGCACAGCCUCCGAGCAAGGAUGCUGUGUCACUGCUGGGUCAACAACCUUGUCACCGGCAGGCCAUGCGUCAGAUGUCAGUACUGACUGAGUUGAGCAGCAUUGGCAGCGACACCAUUCCUGAAAGCAGCACUCUGUCUUCUUCAGGCACUUCGAGGCAGGUGCUGAGCCGCAGGGUCAACAAUUCUAGUGGGAGCAGCCUGUCCAGCCUUCCCCUGUAUCGCGCAAGGCGUCGUCUGCAGCAGCUGGCACUGCAGACGGACUACCUGGAUGACAGACUCCGUGCCAUGGGCUCCAUUGGAGACAGUGCAUCUACGCUCUUGCGGAGUGUGUCUGGCGACGUGAGCAUGGCAUCGUGUGAGAAGAGCUCAGCGGCACAUUCUUUCGAUGCAGGCUGAGACAUUCGUCUCAUCUAACGAGGGAAGCCGAUACAAACUGUCAGUGUCUCGAGUUACUCUAAGACUGAGGUCUGUCGUACAGCUUCGUUCACAGUUCAGGCUCAACAUGAUGUUUUCAGAAGAAUGAACGCUCUCCUCUUCAUCUGAAUUUCAAGCGUGGCUGGUAUAGAACAUCAGCCAGAGAAUGUUGUGGGCUCACAGUACGUCUCCGCGCACGGCGUCGCCAAGUGGCCCCCGAGAAGUGGAGCCUCACGACCCGGCACGACGGCGCACGGCGAUAGACCCACCGCAGGUUCGAGCACCGAGCCGAAAGACCUGGACGGCUCUGGCCGUACGCAUGGGCGCUCUCCCAGGAACACACGGCGUCCAGGACAGUUAAGGCGUUUAUUGAUCACCAAUGGCCAACAUGUACCAGACUGCACACAAACACA